Molecule: messenger RNA, 1303 nt
Organism: Branchiostoma belcheri (Belcher's lancelet)
Lineage: Eukaryota; Metazoa; Chordata; Leptocardii; Amphioxiformes; Branchiostomatidae
Product: 5-hydroxytryptamine receptor 6-like
Exons: 6
Coding region: 14-1198 (394 amino acids)
Biological process (GO): G protein-coupled receptor signaling pathway, coupled to cyclic nucleotide second messenger; chemical synaptic transmission
Cellular component (GO): membrane; dendrite
Molecular function (GO): neurotransmitter receptor activity; G protein-coupled serotonin receptor activity
Source: RefSeq, a predicted model, not a curated record
GAGCUCGGCGGCGAUGGAAGCGAACGGGACCGAAGCGGCCUGUAACGCGUCCGGCGGACCCGGCUGGGACGGGGUGCAACAGGAGACAACCUGGGGAACCAUCGCUCUGGUCGUGCUGCUUUCCAUCAUCGUGGCCAUCACUGUGGUGGGGAACAUCUUGGUUCUCCUGGCCGUGGCGACACACCGGAGUCUCCAGACGCUGUCUAACGUGUUCCUGGUGUCGCUCUGCGUCUCGGACCUGCUGGUUGGCGCCCUGGUUGCCCCCCCAGCCGUUGCCGUCACCCUGUACGGAGAGUGGAUCUUCUCCCCAGGAUUCUGCGCAGUCUGGGUGUCGUUUGACGUCAUGCUCUGCAGCGCCUCUAUCCUGAAUCUCUGCGUCAUCAGCCUGGACAGAUAUAUCCAGAUCACCCGGCCCCUACAACACGACGUGUACAUGACCAACACUCGGGCGGGUAUCCUGAUCGCCCUAGCCUGGCUUCUGGCCAUCUUCGCGUCCUUCCCUCCCAUCACGCUGGGCUGGCACGAGCACGCCGGACACCCGAGCCUGAGCGACCUGACCGCCUUCACGCCGCAGCCGCAGUGCAUCUUCGACCCGAGUAAGACCUACGCACUGACGGCUUCAAUCGUCACCUUCUACAUCCCGCUCGCAGCCAUACUGUUCACUUACAGCCGCAUCUACAAGGAGGCAAGGUCCCAGGCCACGAGAGUAGCCUCCCUGAACAAACAAUUCCGUAAUGAAUCCCGCCGGAAAAACGGAAAGCGCGGCAGUCAGCCCAUCGGUCCCGCAUCCACCAAGGCUAUCCGCACUCUGGGCGUGAUCCUGGGGGCCUUCAUGGUCACGUGGCUGCCGUUCUUCGUCAGUAACGUCGUGCGGCCCUUCUGCAAGUGCGUGCCGGGGGAGGUGUUCGAAGGUCUGACGUGGCUGGGCUGGUGUAACUCCACCAUGAACCCCAUCAUCUACCCGCUCUUCAUCAAGGACUUCAAACAGGUCUUCCGCAAGUACCUGCCGUGCUUCAAAAGAGCGCCGCCUGGCGGGGGAAACGCGAUGGGCAUCGGCGAGCUGCCGGGACCCGGGCCGGUCCCAGGCCCGUCCACUUCUAACGACAACGGCGGCAUCGAGAUCAACACCGUGGCCGGUAACGUCCAGGCAGGAAAUUGCGUCCCCUCUCCCGUGAAAAAGUACAGCGCAUCCCUGUGAAAACCCGAGCCCGGUAGGCAUUGGAAAGCUACUCGGACUGACAAGGCCUACAUGUAACUUCUAACGACAACGGCGGCAUUGAGAUCAACACCGUGGCCGGUAACG